AUGGUGCGUCAACCUAAGAAGCUGACGGACUGUCCGGAAAAUCUCCGGGAGUCCAUCGACUGGUUGAUCCAGGUUAAGCAUGGGAAUGGUAACGGUGAGGAUGGUCUUGGGCCUUUGGCUGAGGCUUUGAAAAAGUUGAUUACUGAGGCUAUUAAAAACGCUAGAGAGAGUCUUAAUGAGAGGCAAAAGGAACUUGAUUGCCAUAAAGAUUUCAAGCAUUGUGGUGAGUUGAAGCAGCAAAUUAAGGAUGCUAAAGGUGAUGAAAAAUCUAAGUUACAAUCCAAGUAUAAUGGCCAUUAUUCCGAAGUACAUGGCUCUGAGUCUAAAAGGGAUACAGCCAAGAAGGAUUUAAAGGAGCGGCAAGAAAAGCUUAAGGAACUUAGUGAUAAACUUAAGACAUUAAUUGGCGAUGAAAAUAAUAAUAAAAAUGGAGAAUGUAAAAAAAUUCUAGAAAAUCAUACUGAAGGUUUAGAAAAGUUUUUAGGCUUCAACCCAAAUUCCAAAGGCUACGACGGCACUGGCAUCGUGUACUCCGACCUUGACAGGCUCUGCGACGGGGUGAUGGCGUUUUUGCACGGAGUUCUCAGUGGAGUGAAGGAUGAUGAUGAAGUCUGUUAG
Babesia ovata is the source of this 618-nucleotide messenger RNA. RefSeq lists its product as uncharacterized. NCBI's taxonomy places the organism in Eukaryota, Apicomplexa, Aconoidasida, Piroplasmida, Babesiidae. The record is from RefSeq and is a predicted model, not a curated record. Bases 1 to 618 code for a protein of 205 amino acids. The transcript has a single exon.